Molecule: messenger RNA, 526 nt
Organism: Sorghum bicolor (sorghum)
Lineage: Eukaryota; Viridiplantae; Streptophyta; Magnoliopsida; Poales; Poaceae
Exons: 3
Coding region: 1-345 (114 amino acids)
Source: RefSeq, a predicted model, not a curated record
AUGGCAGUAACUCCACGUCAAUCAAGAACCAUAAAAAUCGCACGUCCAAAUUUUAUAUCUAUAAAUAGACCCAGAACCCCUUUCUUGCCCAUUUGUUUGGCCGGCAGCGGUGGUGUAGAUACAAUAUGCCUCCUGGACGUGACCACGGCGGCUGAUCUGAUCCUCCCUGCUGCGACGGCCGCGGCGCGACCAUCCCUGCACGGACGGCAAGUCGGCAAGGUCGUCGGCAGCUGGGCUAGGGCGCCGGCGGAUCCUCGGUGCUGUGCAUUCUGCGCACGUCCUGGGCGAAGCGAUUUGCAGUUGACUCCUGGCCAGAACAUGGAUGUUCAGAUGGCGAAAGGAUGAAGUACUCAGAAGAUGCUAGAUUGCCCAAGACCGUGUUUUGAUGAUCUCCCCUCGGGAACAGAUGAACAUCUAGCAGUAGAUUGGAUUAGCCUAUCGUCUUUUUGUGUAAAUUGUGAUGAAUCAAAUCUAGUUGCAAUGGAUUCAAAGAUGUUUGUUCAUGGAAUCAUGAAUCUGACUCUAA